CCUCUUGUUGAGGAACUAUCUUUAACAAGCGUAAGGCGUAACCUUACCUUCUUCUUCUAUCCAUUUCCUACAAACUCAUCUUCAAAAAUAGAAACCCAGCCAUGUUUAUUUUUCUCUCUCAUUCCCUCUUUUUCUCCCUCCCCCUUUGAAAUCUACCUUCCAUUUUUAGAAGUAUAAGCUAAAAAACAAACAAGGUUUUUUUUUUAGUUUGGGGAAAAAUAAUCUCCAUUUAUAUAAAAAUAUAAAUCAGAUAUUCCAUAUUUGCAUAUGUACUAGUUUGUAGUGAAUUUAUAAGUAAAUUGAGUAGAGAAAUUAAGGGAAAAAUAAUAAAGAAUCAGUGAAAAUGGGGAGGGGUAAAGUGGAGCUUAAGCGAAUCGAGAACAAGAUUAGUAGACAGGUAACAUUCUCAAAGAGAAGAUCUGGGUUGUUGAAGAAGGCUCAUGAGAUCUCUGUGCUUUGUGAUGCUGAAGUUGCUUUGAUUGUUUUCUCUACUAAAGGCAAACUCUUUGAGUAUGCUAGCACUGACUCCAGCAGCAUGGAAAAAAUCCUAGAAAGGUAUGAGAGGUACUGUUAUGCAGAGAGACAACUUGUUGCACCUGAUUCAGAGUCCCAACAGGAGGGAAGCUGGGCUAUGGAGUAUCCAAAACUCGUCUCCAAACUUGAGGCCUUAGAAAGGAACAUGAGAGCACAUAUCAGGCACUAUGUAGGAGAAGAUACUGAUGCAUUGAGCCUAAGGGAACUCCAACAUCUCGAGCAACAGCUUGACGUAGCUCUUAAGCGAAUAAGAAGCAAGAAGAAUCAACUGAUGCAUGAAUCCAUCUCUCAGCUCAACAAAAAAGAAAAAGCUAUGCAGGAGCAAAAUAACCAAUUAUCCAAACUGAUGAUGGAGAAUGACAAGAAGGUGGUGGAACAACAAAAAGACGAGCAAAACCCUAGUCAAGUCUUCAUGCUAUCAGCAUCAAAUCCAUUUCAAUUUCCUUCUCUCACCAUUGGAGGUGCUUAUCAUGAGAUGAGAGAAUUACAGAUGGAGUCAGCGAACCUGGAAGCUCAAGGACCAUCAAGAACAAACACUAAUAUUCCGGCAUGGAUGUUUAGUCAUCAUGUUGGUGAAUGAUCGACAAGCUUUUUCAGCUGCUUGCUCAAUCGAUCAAAUGCUCUAUAAUUUCAGUCCUUUGAUAUGAACGAUGAGUAUAAAAGCGAAUUCGAUCGGUAUUAUAUUUAUAUAUAUGGAGUAAUAUAUAAUGUGUUGUUCUACUACUAAUUUGUAAAUCAUAAUAUUAAUAACUAUAAACAGCAAAUCAAAUUAAGAACAAAGGGGUUUGGAAUUGGAUGCUACCAAACAACCGGCCUCGUGAUAAAUGUACGGCCUAGCUAGUAAAUUUUGAGUAUUUUGGUAAUAUAUCUCAAAUAUUAAUCGAAUGUAUUAUGGUUUAUUGAAAUGUAUUAUGUAUGCAUCUCUGGUGUACAAAUUAAAUAUUCUCUGUAUGGCUGUAUUAUGUCUAUCUUCAAGAUUUUCGCUGUUUUUGUUG
Messenger RNA from Spinacia oleracea (spinach), 1529 nucleotides. RefSeq names its product truncated transcription factor CAULIFLOWER A. Gene Ontology annotation, cellular component: nucleus. The transcript is spliced from 8 exons. Gene Ontology annotation, biological process: positive regulation of transcription by RNA polymerase II. NCBI's taxonomy places the organism in Eukaryota, Viridiplantae, Streptophyta, Magnoliopsida, Caryophyllales, Amaranthaceae. Gene Ontology annotation, molecular function: RNA polymerase II transcription regulatory region sequence-specific DNA binding; protein dimerization activity; DNA-binding transcription factor activity. The record is from RefSeq and is a predicted model, not a curated record. The coding region runs from base 344 to 1114 and encodes 256 amino acids.